Molecule: messenger RNA, 4113 nt
Organism: Oreochromis aureus
Lineage: Eukaryota; Metazoa; Chordata; Actinopteri; Cichliformes; Cichlidae
Gene: hace1
Product: HECT domain and ankyrin repeat containing E3 ubiquitin protein ligase 1
Exons: 24
Coding region: 179-2890 (903 amino acids)
Biological process (GO): positive regulation of protein catabolic process; protein polyubiquitination; proteasome-mediated ubiquitin-dependent protein catabolic process
Cellular component (GO): nucleus
Molecular function (GO): protein binding; ubiquitin-protein transferase activity
Source: RefSeq, a predicted model, not a curated record
ACAGGAAGUGUGAACAUGGCAAUAACAGCCUCAUAAAUCAUUGUGUCCAGCACAGAAACGAGUUGCUGUCCAUCCUGGCUAAUGGAACACAGCAGAUAACAACACAACCGCAUUAGAAAGAUACAGACCCCACGACCGAGGCUUCCCCCCGAGUUUUAACCCCGUGGUCCGUCCAUCUAUGAUGGAACGGGCGAUGGAGCAGCUCAACGUACAGCUCAGUCGAUUGACCCGGUCUCUUCGCCGGGCCAGGACCGUGGAACUCCCGGAAGACAAUGAGACAGCGGUGUACACACUCAUGCCAAUGGUCAUGGCAGACCAGCACAGAUCCGUGUCAGAGUUGCUGCUCAACUCCAAGUUUGAUGUGAAUUAUGCUUUUGGACGGGUGAAGAGGAGUCUGCUACACAUCGCAGCCAACUGUGGCUCGGUGGAGUGUCUGGUCCUGCUGCUAAAGAGAGGAGCCAAUCCAAACUAUCAGGACAUCUCAGGCUCCACCCCUGUGCACCUUGCUGCCAGGAAUGGACAGAAGAAGUGUAUGGGGAAACUGUUGGAAUAUAAUGCUGACGUCAAUAUCUGUAACAAUGAAGGCCUGACUGCUAUCCACUGGUUAGCAGUAAAUGGGCGAACAGAGCUCCUGCAUGAUCUGGUCCAGCAUGUGUCCAAUGUGGAUGUUGAAGACGCCAUGGGCCAGACAGCGCUACAUGUAGCCUGUCAAAACGGACACAAAACAACGGUGCUUUGUCUUCUGGAAAGUGGAGCUGACAUUAACCGACCAAACGUCUCUGGAGCAACGCCUCUUUACUUUGCUUGCAGCCAUGGCCAGAGAGACACAGCCCAGAUCCUUCUCUCUCGAGGUGCCAAGUACAUCGCUGACAACAAUGGAAUCACUCCACUGGAUGUCUGUGUGCAGGGAGGAUAUGGAGAAACCUGUGAGAUUCUCAUCCAGCACCACAGCAGGCUGUUCUUGACCCUCAUCCAGAUGACGCAGAAUAAUGACAUUAAAGAGAACAUGCUCAGGCAGGUCCUGGAACAUGUCUCUCAGCAGAGUGAUAGUCAUUACCACAGGAUCCUGACCAGUCUUGCUGAAGUGGCUACCACCAAUGGACACAAGCUUCUCAGCCUGUCUAGCAGUUAUGAAGCGCAGAUGAAGAGUCUGCUGAGAAUUGUUCGUAUUUUCUGCCAUGUGUUCCGCCUGGGGCCUUCAUCACCAAACACUGGCAAUGACAUGGGCUACAAUGGAAACAAGACGCCACGCAGCCAGGUUUUUAAGCCUCUGGAGCUACUGUGGCACUCCCUGGAUGAGUGGCUGGUGCUCAUCUCUACAGAGCUGGAAAGGAAUAGGAAGAACCCAUCUUCCUCCUCCAGCAGCGAUAUAGCCUCUCUGCUUCUGAAACAGCGUGAGUCAGAACAUGCUGGGGCCACGCCAAAGCUUCCCUCCUUGCUGGAUCAUCAGAUUGUCAUCGAAUCAGAGGCGUAUGCUGACGGGGAGGACGUCAUCUCCAUGACAGCCAGUCGACUCAGUGCUGUUAUCCAGGCUUUCUACAUGUGUUGCUCCUGUCAGAUGCCUCAAGGAAUGACAUCACCCCGCUUCAUUGAGUUUGUCUGCAACAAUGAUGAUGUGCUCAAGUGUUUCGUUAUCAGAAAUCCAAAGAUCAUCUUUAACCACUUCCACUUUCUCCUUGAAUGUCCAGAGCUGAUGUCACGCUUCAUGCAUAUCAUUAAAGGCCAGCCCUUUAAGGAUCGGUGUGAGUGGUUCUACGAGCAUCUGUUGGCCGGCCAGCCAGAUUCUGACAUGGUUCAUCGUCCAGUCAAUGAGAAUGAUGUGCUGCUCAUCCACAGAGAUUCCAUAUUUAGGAGUAGCUGUGAGAUGGUUUCAAAGUCCACCAAUGAAAAACUCAAACAAGGCAUUGCUGUUCGUUUCCAUGGUGAGGAGGGUAUGGGCCAAGGUGUAGUUCGGGAGUGGUUUGACAUUCUAUCCAAUGAGAUCAUCAACCCAGACUACGCUCUGUUCACUCAGUCAGCUGAUGGUACAACAUUUCAACCCAACAGCAACUCAUCAGUGAACCCAGACCAUCUGAACUACUUUCGAUUUGCUGGUCAGAUUCUGGGCCUCGCUCUGUACCACCGGCAGCUGGUCAACAUCUACUUCACACGCUCAUUCUACAAACACAUACUCGGUAUCCCAGUGAAUUACCAGGACGUGUCAUCUAUCGAUCCAGAGUAUGCUAAGAAUCUGCAGUGGAUCUUGGACAACGACAUCAGCGAUCUGGGCCUGGAGCUCACCUUCUCAGUAGAGACUGAUGUGUUUGGGGCGAUGGAGGAAGUGCCACUAAAACCUGGAGGGACUAGCAUCCUGGUCACCCAGGACAACAAGGCCGAGUAUGUGCAGCUAGUGACAGAGCUGAGGAUGACACGAGCCAUCCAGCCUCAGAUAAAUGCAUUCCUGCAGGGAUUUCACACCUUCAUCCCCGCCUCGCUCAUUCAGCUCUUUGACGAAUAUGAACUGGAGCUCCUACUAUCAGGGAUGCCAGAGAUUGAUGUGCAGGACUGGUGUAGGAACACUGACUACACCAGUGGAUAUGACGCUCAGGAGCAAGUCAUCCAGUGGUUCUGGGACGUGGUGACGGGCCUGACCCAGGAGGAAAGGGUUCUCUUGCUUCAGUUUGUCACGGGAAGUUCCAGGGUUCCUCAUGGUGGAUUUGCCUACCUGAUGGGUGGGAGCGGUUUACAGAAAUUCACUAUUGCUGCAGUCCCGUACACCUCCAACCUGCUGCCUACCUCGAGUACCUGUAUCAACAUGCUGAAACUUCCAGAAUACCCAAGCAAGGAGGUCCUGAGGGACCGCCUGCUGGUGGCUUUGCACUGUGGGAGCUAUGGCUAUACCAUGGCCUGAGCAUGCUGAAGUGUCUGCAGGUUUGACCGUCUCCAGCCUCCAUCUCCUUCCUCCUCCACAGACGACUCUUUUGCAGUCAGCAGGUUCUUUUGCUGGAUAAACAGGGAAAAUCCAGCAUCUUAAACAGAGAUCCAGAUCUCCCUUCAUGCCUGUGCCAGGAUUUCAUUUUUCGGCUUUCAUUGGAGAGACAGAGAGUGACAGGAAUGCAGAGGGAGAACCUGCAGCAUGCGGUCGCCUGCUCAUCCCGCUGAGCUAAACCAGCACCCAGAAGUUAAUUUUUGGGUGAUUUAUGCAAAUCAUAUAUUUAAUAGAAAGGUUUUUCAUGCAGAUAUUUAUUUAGGAUUAAAACAUUAUUUAGAGGAUACAUUUUCUACUUAAAACACAUACCAACACACAUGUUGUGUUGAGAUUAUAUAUCAAAGUGCAUCAUAAACAUAUCACAUGAACGGUACAAUAUAUGGAAUCACAUUUUGUUUUUGUGCUGUCUCAGGCCUUCAUCAUUCGUUUACUCUUUCUUCUUUGGUCCAUGACUUAAUAAGCCAACACUAGGAUGGCCAUUAACACAGCAACCAACUGCACAAAGUAUCAAAGCUUCAUGUGACUCACGGUUGGGUUGGGUUUUUGUCACGUGACAAAAACCCAACCUGAGCAACUAAACAUAAAGUCACAAACACGGAACAACUCCUUAAACAUGUAGAUUUCAGAUGAUGUGUGAACGUCUGACUCCAUGUCCUCUUACAGGCGGCUCCUGCUUUGACAGAUUUGUCCUACGUUGUCAUGGCACCGCUAAAACUGUAUUCAAUAAGAUUUUGUCAUUUAAACCUUCUUUUAGGCUCCUCCCUGAAAGCUGAAACCAAAGUCACCUGGAUGAGUGACGAAACAUUUCUCCCACUGAAAACACUGAUGAUGAUGAUGAUGAUGACAUUUUGAAAGCAGGACUCUUUUUCAGUUUGUUUUGUUAUUGUUGAUACAAAAAUACGUUGAAAGAGAUGGGCAUCGUGCCAUUAAUGUAUCAGUGCUGUAUUUUUCCUAUUUGUAAAGGGAGCAUAUAAAUAAUGUAGAGAUCAUUUAAUCUGUCAUAUUUUUUCAGUUCCAAGCCUGAAAUGUGUUUUUUAUACAGAUACUGGUGUUGCUGAUGUCUCUUACUGAAAUGUAUAUUUUGCUUUGUGAUUUUAUGUAAUGACACUCGGACAUGUUGCCAUUAAGCAGCAGAGGCAAACAUU